Molecule: messenger RNA, 2395 nt
Organism: Vicugna pacos (alpaca)
Lineage: Eukaryota; Metazoa; Chordata; Mammalia; Artiodactyla; Camelidae
Gene: SLC45A2
Product: solute carrier family 45 member 2
Biological process (GO): transmembrane transport
Cellular component (GO): membrane
Molecular function (GO): sucrose:proton symporter activity
Source: RefSeq, a predicted model, not a curated record
ACAAGCAGUUGACUGGCACUACAAAAUGUAGUAUAUACACUUUGUUCAUUCUAUGAUUCCUUUAGCAAGUAUUUAUUGAGGACCUACUAGGUGCCAGGUAUCAUGUUAGAUACCAUAAUAAGCAAAACAGACCUGAUCACUGCUCAUAUGGGGUUUGAAGACCAACACAGGAGAAGCAGAAUAAACACAAAGCUAUCUAAUUAUAAAGCGUGUUAAGUGCAAUGAGGGAAAAUCCCGCCGUGCUGUGAGAUGGGCAGUGAUUUAGAGGAAGGGGGCACCCUCCCGGUAUGUUAAGUCUCGUGAAUUGACUCCUGGGGUAUGUGUAGAAAACUUACGGUCAGGAAAGGUCAGAUUAUUUAUAUCUAGGAAAAGUUUACAAAAGAUAUUGGCUCAUUCAUAUUUUAACUUCACAUCAGCAUUAUGGGGCUUUGUUGUGUUUGUGUGUAAUACAGUGUGUGUAUGUGUGUGAGUGUGAGACAGACGGGGUGGGAGGAGCAGAGAGGGAGAGAGAACAGUACAAAGGAAGAUUCCUUUAGACUAACAUUCUAAGGAGCCAGCAGGCUCACAGCAGCUAAUCUCCAUCAUGCUUUCCAGGCCCCACCCCCUUUCUUCUCAUCAUAACUUGUGAUCUUAGAGGCAUGAAAGAAUUUGAGCCCCUCCCCUAGCCUGACCAUCUCUGCUGGCCGCUCAGCCAGGCUCCAUGUCAAAUCCAGCCGGGAGCACAAACCCCAGGGCCACGCAGGAGGUGGCAGUGGACUCGUAGGCAGGUUUCGGCACCCAGUGGCCAUGGGCGACAAGAGUGGGCAGCCCGGCACCCACACCUAUAAAUCUCUCGCUGAAGAUGGAGCCUUCGGCUUUGUGGAGCCGCCCAAAAGACCCACGGGGAGUCUGCUCAUGCACAGCAUGGCCAUGUUCGGCCGGGAGUUUUGCUACGCGGUGGAGGCGGCCUACGUGACCCCAGUCCUGCUCAGCGUGGGCCUGCCCAAGAGUCUGUACAGCAUGGUGUGGCUCCUCAGCCCCGUCCUGGGGUUCCUGCUGCAGCCCGUGGUGGGAUCUGCCAGCGACCACUGCCGGGCCCGGUGGGGCCGGCGAAGACCCUACAUCCUCACCCUGGUCGUCAUGAUGCUCCUGGGCAUGGCUCUGUACCUCAACGGGGACGUUAUCAUAUCAGCUUUGAUUGCUGACCCAAGGAGGAAGCUAAUUUGGGCCAUAAGCAUCACCAUGAUAGGUGUGGUUCUCUUUGAUUUUGCUGCUGACUUCAUUGAUGGGCCCAUCAAAGCCUACUUAUUUGAUGUCUGCACCUAUCAGGACAAGGAGAGGGGCCUCCACUACCAUGCCCUCUUCACAGGUUUGGGAGGUGCCCUGGGUUACGUCUUGGGUGCUAUCGACUGGGCCCACCUGGAACUGGGAAGAGUGCUGGGCACAGAAUUCCAGGUCAUGUUCCUCUUCUCGUCUUUGGUGCUCUCUUUGUGUUUUAUCAUCCAUCUGUGCAGUAUCCCUGAAGUCUCGCUUAAAGACAUUCCCGCACAGCAAGCCCCCUGCGACCUUGCGGUGUCAUCCAACAGAACGUACCAGUAUGGGUCUAUUGAGAAAGUGAAAAAUGGUUAUGUAAACCCAGAGCUGGUGCUGCAAGGAGGAAAACCCAAAAAUCCUGAUGAACAGAUUCCAAGGACCAUGACCAUGAAGUCAUUGCUAAGGGCGCUGAUAAGCAUGCCUCCCCACUACUGCUGCCUUUUCAUCAGCCACCUCAUUGGAUGGACCGCUUUCCUGUCCAACAUGCUCUUCUUCACAGACUUCAUGGGCCAGAUCGUGUACCAUGGGGAUCCCUAUGGGGCACACAAUUCCACAGAGUUUCUCAUCUACCAAAGAGGUGUCGAGGUUGGAUGUUGGGGCUUGUGCAUCAACGCUGUGUUUUCCUCACUUUAUUCUUACUUUCAGAAAGCUUUGGUUCCCCACAUCGGAUUAAAGGGUCUUUACUUCAUGGGGUAUUUGCUGUUUGGCCUGGGGACGGGAUUUAUCGGGCUCUUCCCGAAUGUCUACUCCACCCUGGCCAUGUGCACCUUGUUUGGCGUGAUGUCUAGCACCCUGUACACCGUGCCCUUUAACCUCAUUGCCAUGUACCGCCGCGAGGAGCAGGAGGAGCAGAGGCAGCAGGCCCGGGGAGGGGACCUGGACAGCAGCGGGAGAGGGCAGGGCCUGGACUGCGCCUCCCUCACCUGCAUGGUGCAGCUGGCUCAGAUCCUGGUCGGAGGUGGCCUGGGCUUUCUGGUCAACAUGGCCGGGAGCGUCGUCGUCGUGGUGAUCACGGCCUCUGUGCUGGCACUGAUCGGCAGUUGCUUUGUGGCUCUCUUUGUUAGACACAUGGAUUAGGUCAAUAAAGAGACAUCGUCCCUAA